This is a messenger RNA of Talaromyces rugulosus, 2565 nucleotides long. RefSeq lists its product as uncharacterized. The transcript has a single exon. Gene Ontology annotation, cellular component: DNA ligase III-XRCC1 complex. Bases 1 to 2565 code for a protein of 854 amino acids. Gene Ontology annotation, molecular function: DNA binding; ATP binding; DNA ligase (ATP) activity. Gene Ontology annotation, biological process: double-strand break repair via alternative nonhomologous end joining; DNA recombination; DNA biosynthetic process. The record is from RefSeq and is a predicted model, not a curated record. Lineage: Eukaryota; Fungi; Ascomycota; Eurotiomycetes; Eurotiales; Trichocomaceae.
AUGCCUAGCCCGGCCAAGAAGCGAAAAACAAAUACACUCGGCUCAUCCUCCGGGCACGUCAGGCGCAUUGAAUCAUUCUUCACACAGCAGCAGACACAGCCAAAACUCCAGUCGCAAACGACAAUAUCAGACCAGACAGAAGGAACCCUGAGCGACGAACAGCUCGCCCGAAAACUACAAGCUGAAUGGAAUCAAGAGGAGGAGGAGGAUGCGCCGACAGCUUCCGAACCCACCGCAAUCGCAGAUAACAAUAAUGAUUCCCCGGACAAAAAUGUCACAAAAGUGACCCCUCCUCCAGCAGCUACGAUAUCGGAUAUUUCGACUCUUGUGCGGUCAAAACCGACUUUUCAGAAAGAUAUAUUAUCCUUGCAGUCCCAUAUUGGUUCAGAAGAUACCAUCGUCUCGUCUAUCCCCCUCGACGAAAGUCCCUUGACAUUCGACCCUUCAAAAUACAUCCCAGAGCUCCAGAAGCACUGGAAAACACAAGACAGCGGGGGCAGCGGAGAUGCAUCAUAUGCGCUCCUGACAAGAGCCUUCGUGUUGGUGAACGCGACGACGAAACGGAUCAAAAUCGUGGAUACUCUGGUGAACCUAUUACGAAUUCUGAUCGAGGGGGCUCCGGACAGCCUCUUGCCGGCAGUCUGGUUGGCGACUAAUUCAUUUGCGCCGCCGUAUGAGCCGGCAGAACUUGGGCUUGGAGGGUCGGCUAUAUCAAAAGCUUUUAAAAACAUAUACGGGCUGAAUAGUCAGGGGCUCAAGACACUAUAUAAUAAGCAUGGAGACGCCGGGGAUGUGGCAUUCGAGGCCAAGAAACGACAGAGCUUCACGCUCAAGAAGCCGAAACCACUGACUAUAAAGGGUGUCUAUCAAUCCCUAGUCAAGAUUGCAAGAAGCAAAGGUACUGGAAGCCAAGAGACCAAACAACGCAUCGUCGAAAGAUUACUUCAAGAUACUCGAGGGGCCGAGGAGAGUCGUUAUAUUGUGAGAACUCUAGUCCAGCACCUACGCAUCGGUGCUGUGAAAACGACGAUGCUCAUUGCGCUCGCAAGAGCGUUUCUAUUCUCUAAACCCCCCGACGCGAGAUUUACAGUCCAAGGAAUGCACCAUCUAAGCUGCCUGAAAAAGGAGGAGCUUACUGAAGUUUAUGCCAAAGCUGAAGAGAUGGUCAAGGCGUCUUAUGCUCGUCAUCCCAACUACGACGAUCUCGUACCGUGUCUACUUGAGAUCGGCGUGUCGGAAGAAUUACUUGUGCGAUGUGGAUUGGCGCUACAUAUCCCCCUACGACCUAUGCUGGGCAGUAUCACUCGAGAUCUGUCAGAUAUGUUGACCAAAUUACAAGGAAAAGAAUUUGCCUGCGAGUACAAGUACGACGGCCAACGAGCACAGGUUCACUGCGACGCAAACGGCAAAGUGAGCAUAUUCUCCCGCCAUCUCGAAGUCAUGACAGACAAGUAUCCAGACCUGGUCUCCCUCGUACCCCAAAUUCGAGGCGAGUCCGUGUCCAGCUUUAUCCUCGAAGGGGAAGUAGUCGCCGUCGACCGGGAGACUGGCGACCUCCAAGCGUUCCAGAUCCUCACCAAUCGCGCCAAGAAAAAUGUUGAUGUUGGGAGCAUCAAGGUGAAUGUCUGUCUUUUUGCGUUUGAUUUGAUGUACCUGAACGGCGAGCCGCUGCUCGACCGGUCAUUCAGAGAACGGCGGAGUAUGCUUCGCGGGCUUUUUACAGAAAUUUCUAAUCGAUUUACAUGGGUCAAGAGCAUAGACACUACGUCUGGGGAGUCGGAGGCUGUGCUGGAGUUUUUCAAGAGCGCGACUGACGUCAAAUGCGAGGGCAUCAUGGUCAAAAUCCUGGACAACAACGGCAACAACCAGAACCAGAAGCAACCCCCAGGUACAAUCGCCGACGAGGAAGAACUCACAGAAAACCAAGCCGUCACAACGCAGCCCAAAAAAGAAAAACCCACACGCCGCAAAGCCCUGCUUUCAACCUACGAACCCGACAAACGGCUCGAAUCAUGGCUCAAAGUGAAAAAGGACUAUAGCGCCUCAUCCGAGACCCUCGACCUAAUACCCAUUGGCGCAUGGCACGGCAACGGACGCAAAGCUAAAUGGUGGUCGCCAAUCCUCCUCGCCGUGCGCAACCCGGAGACAGGCUACCUAGAAGCCGUCACCAAAUGCAUGUCCGGCUUCACCGACAAAUUCUACCAAACAAACAAAGACAAAUACGCCCAGGGCAGCGAAAACGUCAUCUCGCGGCCCAGCUACGUCGACUACGGCGCCGGCGAGCCAGAUGUCUGGUUCGAGCCGCAGGAAGUUUGGGAGAUGGCGUUUGCGGAUAUCACGUUGAGUCCAACGUAUACGGCAGCUAUCGGGCUUGUCAGUGAGGAGAGGGGAUUGAGUCUGCGGUUCCCACGCUUUCUGCGAGUGCGAGAGGAUAAAUCGCUGGAGGAAGCGAGCACGUCGGACUUUCUCGCUGGGCUAUGGCGGAAACAGGCGGAGCGUGCGACGGAAGAGGGCAUACUCCUUGGUGAGGAAAACGACGACGAGGAUCUUGCGCUUGAACACUGA